Aegilops tauschii subsp. strangulata is the source of this 1839-nucleotide messenger RNA. The record is from RefSeq and is a predicted model, not a curated record. Lineage: Eukaryota; Viridiplantae; Streptophyta; Magnoliopsida; Poales; Poaceae.
AUGAAGUGUCGUUUGUUGCAGCAUGGUCACAAGUAUUCUUGCUUCGAUUUUCAUAGACAACAUUUGCGUCCUGACCAUCCAUUCAGACAAGACAAGAAGAACUUCAUGAAAGGUGAAGUCGUUGAACACUCGGCACCACCUGAGAUGACGGGUGAACAAAUUCGUGAUCAACUAAAUGCUCUCCAGCCUGAUCCCAAAUGUCCAGGGUAUUUCUUGGGAUAUAACAAAGAACAGGCGUGGACUCAUAAGCCAUGCUUAUGGGAUCUCCCCUACUUCCACCAGCUCGAGCUUCCACAUAAUAUUGAUGUCAUGCACACUGAAAAUAAUAUCACCGAUGCCAUUUUUGGCACAUUGUUCAACAUUGCUGAGAAGACGAAGGAUAAUACUAAUGCUAGACUUGAUGUAAUGAAGCUAUGUGAUAGACCCGAACAAAACUUGCGACAACCCGAGGGCAAGAAAAACUGGAGGACGCCAAAGGCGUGGUUUGUUCUUACUAGGGAACAAAAGGAGGAGAUACUCAUGUGGUUCAAAACUUUGUUGUUCCCUGAUGGGUAUGCAGCGAACCUUAUGAGGGCAGUGAAUCUUGAUAAAUUGAAGCUCAACGGGAUGAAGAGUCAUGAUUGGCACAUAUGGCUUGAGCAGUUAAUGCCGGUGAUGAUUCGAGGCUAUAUCUCUGAGGAUGAUUGGGAAGUAUUGGCAGAGCUUAGAUAUUUCUUUCGUGUUCUUUGUGCUAAAGAAGUAUCUCCUACUGUGAUAGAUGAGAUGGAAGAACGGGCCCCCGAGUUGCUCUGCAAGCUAGAGAAGAUCUUUCCACCAGGAUUCUUUAAUCCGAUGGAACAUAUGAUUUUACACCUCCCUUCCGAGGCAAGAAUGGGUGGCCCUGUGCAGAAUCGUUGGUGCUAUGGACUUGAGAGAAUGCAGAAGACUCUUCGAGCUAAAUGUAGAAAUAAAUGUAGAAUUGAAGCCUCCAUAGCCGAGGCAUUCUUGGCGGAGGAGAUUACAAACUUCACGACAUCACACUAUGCGGCCAAUAUUCCAAGCUUGCAUAAUGCAAAGUCUCGAUACAAUACUGGCGACCCUAAACAUGAAUCCAAGCUCAGCCUCUUCAAAGGGCAACUCGGACCUGUGGGUGCUUCUGGUUCAAAGAAUUUGGAUCCGAAAGAGUGGAAAUCGCUUACGUUGUAUAUCCUCACCAACCUUCAAGAAGUGCGGCCGUACAUUGAUGAAUUCAUUGCCCAAUUCUCGAAUGGAGGGGUCGAGCAUGAUUCACUCGAAGAGUAUGAGCUUCUUGCUGGUGAAGGAGACGGCAAUUAUGGUUUCAUUUCUUGGUUCAGAGAAAAGGGUACGCCAAUAUUGGACAAAGAGUUGAAACAAGUUGCUAAUGGGUUUGACUAUAAGGCAACACAAGUUUUUUAUCUCAAGUACGCAUGCCAAAAGAAGUACCUUAAGGGUUGGGAUGUCGUGUACGAUGUGCCGCCACAUGGUAAACAUCCUCCCCCCAGUGAAGAGGAUUAUCAACCUCACAUCGACCCUGACACAUAUGAUGGAGAAUUCUUCCAAGAAGAACAUGGGCCUAGAGUCCGUCUCAACAUCCAUCCACGCAUGGAAGUACACAUUGACAGUGAAGAAGAAGAAGUCGAAGAGGAAGAAGAAGAGGUUACGAACGUGGAAGACCUCUCAAUGCUUGAAUGGUUACGUCUAGGAAUUGCCGAUGAAGGUGACGAUGACAGUCAACAUGAGGACAACAUCCUUGAUGACACGUACGAUAGUGAUGAUGAGGCUAGAACUGACCUUGAAGAAGAGACGGAUUGUGAUCCAGAUGAUCCCGACUAUUUUUAG